Messenger RNA from Dalotia coriaria, 2752 nucleotides. It is a transcript of the gene vvl, whose product is annotated as ventral veins lacking. The transcript has a single exon. The record is from RefSeq and is a predicted model, not a curated record. NCBI's taxonomy places the organism in Eukaryota, Metazoa, Arthropoda, Insecta, Coleoptera, Staphylinidae. Gene Ontology annotation, cellular component: nucleus. Gene Ontology annotation, biological process: brain development; regulation of transcription by RNA polymerase II. Gene Ontology annotation, molecular function: DNA-binding transcription factor activity, RNA polymerase II-specific; RNA polymerase II cis-regulatory region sequence-specific DNA binding. The coding region runs from base 345 to 1574 and encodes 409 amino acids.
CUCCGAUCGGCUAGUGCAGUCAGAGACGUCGUGCGUGCAAGAGAUAUGCAUAACGCAUGAGAGAGGAGCGUGCGAUUUGGCUUGAUAGAUAGAUACCUAUACACAUAUUUGUUGCAAGUGCCGUCCGUGUUCGGUCCUUUCCCGCAACUGCAAUGCGCGAGUGGUGUUGAACAGUGCAUCAGUUAUUGUUGUUGUUGUUGUUGAUUGUUGAUAACUAAGUGACGGCGUUCGGUGUUGGGUACGGAGAGUUGGGCCGGUUUGAGACGGAGUUGCAACCAAGUGACAUCAUUGGGUGGGUGGAGAGAAGAGUCGACGCUGGUCCUGUGCGCCCUCAGCAGGGGCUUAUGGCGGCGACCACGUACCUGUCUGCUAGCAGCGCGAUAACGGCAUCCGAUUUGGACGGCGGCGUUGGCGUUAUGAAUAUCGUCGGAGGAUAUCACACAAGCGCGUCGCCGCGGUCGGCGGCGGACGCCAGCGAGAUGAAGUACCUGCCGCACCACCACCACCAGCACCACCAUCAAAUGGCUAGCUCACCAUCGCCUAGCGGACAUGCGGCUGUUUCGUUAUCGGCGGGUAAUCCAUGGGUGAGUUUGCAACCAGGAGCUGACCCUUGGGCAGCUUCGAUGGCCGGCAUGCACCAUGCGCACCACCACCACCCGCACCAGGAUGUGAAACCGCUGAGCCAGCAGGCGGAUAUGAUGCACCACCGGCAGCAGCAACAGCAGAGUAUGGGAUCUCCGCACGCCUGGCAUGCGCCGGUGUCUUCAGCGCACUACAAUCCCGGCGGAGCCGGUUCACCUUUACAGCAGUACCAUGCUGCCAUGAAUGGCAUGCUAGCGCAUCACCAAGGUGCACCACAGCUGCAUCAUCCCCUGCAUCGGGACAUGCAAAGUCCGCACCAUGCGCAACACUCUGAUAGAGACGUUGUCAGCGGCGGCGAGGACGAAACACCCACUUCCGAUGAUCUUGAAGCAUUUGCGAAACAGUUCAAGCAACGUCGCAUCAAACUUGGUUUUACGCAAGCCGAUGUAGGUCUGGCGCUAGGCACCCUCUACGGUAACGUUUUUUCACAAACCACAAUCUGUCGAUUCGAGGCCCUUCAACUGAGCUUUAAAAACAUGUGCAAACUAAAACCGCUGCUGCAAAAGUGGCUUGAGGAGGCGGACUCUACGACGGGAUCACCCACCUCCAUUGAUAAGAUUGCCGCGCAGGGCCGCAAGCGGAAAAAGCGCACGAGCAUCGAAGUCUCAGUGAAGGGCGCGCUGGAGCAACACUUCCACAAGCAGCCGAAACCCUCGGCACAAGAGAUUACCUCGCUGGCGGACAGUCUGCAGCUCGAGAAGGAAGUGGUGCGCGUGUGGUUCUGCAAUCGGCGGCAGAAAGAGAAGCGCAUGACGCCGCCGAAUACGCUGGGCGGCGAUAUGAUGGACGGUAUGCCACCCGGCGCCCACAUGCACCCUGGCUACGGCCAUCACCCUGACAUGCACGGAUCGCCCAUGGGGCAGCAUUCGCAUUCGCACAGUCCGCCAAUGUUGUCCCCGCAGGGCAUGGGUCACCAGCUGACGGCCCACUAGCAUCCAGCCCAUUGGGCCUCCUUGCUCCAUCACAGCGACAACGGCUAGCGCCCCUAGGCGCUUGGACGCUUCCUGGCGCACGAGUGACACGAACUUUUAAGACCCGUCGGACGGGCGACACUACCUCACCUCAACCGCCAGGAUGCGCGUCCACCGGAGGACCCAGUGUAAAUAGUAUAAAUUAAAAGAUUGUGUGGAUAAACGAACUCUCGCUCACUCUCUCUUUCACUCACGACGUCGCGCGAGUAAUAAAUAAACAGAUUAAUAAACAAAUUGAAAAUCGCGCCUGGUGAAGCGUCAGUGUACCUUAAACGAAAACUUUGUACAUUUUGUAAAUACAUUACUAUUAUUUGAACACUGAAUGGACAUGCAUAUAGUUAAAAGUAAACUAAUCGAUGAACGAAGUGAUAUAUAAAAUAAUAACAGUUAAGAUGAAAUGAAUAUAAACACACACACACACAACAAAGCUGACCAAAAAAGGAAACGAUGGAAAGAAAAUACUUCACAACAAGCUUUACACCAACAUCGGGGGACGGCGUGGAAAUGUUCAAACCACGACGAGCACGAGCUGCUGCUGAUGCUGCCGCUGCUGGUGCUGCUGGAACAGUAAUUAUUCACGAACAAACGAUUUUGGGCCGAUCGUCAUCGAGGACCCAUGUUCAAUUAAGUAAAAAUUAUAUUUAGCGAUUAUUAUAAUAUAUAAAUUCACCCAAAAUUGUCACCAGUUUUCCAGAACAGCAAAACUAAUCGUAAACCAUUCGACGCCAUCUUUUGUGUUGUGUACCAAAAAGUCAUAUUUUCAAGCAGUAACUUGCUUUCGUUUAGCGUCGUCAACUUGUUUUUAAAUGUUCAUAAAUAAUCCGUACUGUUCUGUUUAAUUCAUAUAGUUUACUACACUGUAUUUACUCUGUGAGGAUAUUUUUCUUUUUGGUCAUCUGAUAACUGAAUAAUUGCAACGAAAUACGAAAGAAUCGCAAAAAACCAACAGAAAUCUCUUGUAAACGAAAAAAUCAUAAGAAAUAAAGAAAAAAAUACACUUGAGGACAUAGAAUUUUAAUGAUUGAUGAAUAUAAUAUUGAUGAGGAUUGAAUAUGUGUAUAUAUUUAUUAUUAUAUUAAUAUUAAUUAUAUAUCGUUGUACGGUGUGAAAAAAUUAAAUCGAAAAUGUUUUUAAAAUAA